AUGGCUUCUGAUAGUUCAACGUUCGCCCACACGGCACUUCCAUCAGACGCACAUUAUAUUCGUCUUCUACAGUUCGAAGAUACGGCGGCGACUGAGCCUCUCAGAUUCACCUUAGGAGUGUACAAAUUCUCAGAUGUCCCCGUGUACAAUGCUCUUUCCUACGAGUGGGGAGAUGGCACAGCUGAUCGAACAAUAUUCAUCAACAAUGGUCCCUUCCUCAUCCGCGACAACUUACACCACUUUCUCAGUGUUCUAGCUGGCAGUGGGCAGAGAGACACACUGUUCUUCGCAGAUGCGAUCUGCAUAAACCAAGACGACAUCCCAGAGCGUAACACCCAGGUGCAGCGGAUGGGUGAUCUAUACCGUCAGGCACAGAAGGUUCUGGUCUGGAUAGGACCCGGAACCACCGAGUCCGACCUUGUUUUCGACAUAUGUGCAGAAGAAACUCAAGAGGCAAUAGACCUGCAGGGAUCAAGCGGAAACGCUCUUGAUAUGGUGUAUCGGCGCUCUUACUGGACAAGACUAUGGAUUAUCCAGGAGCUAUUCCUCGCACGGGAUGCGAUUGUCUUCUGUGGCUCGAAAUCUGCACCUUGGUCAUCGUUCAGGAGGUUGACAACUGCGGUCAGAGGAGACUUUGUUCUCGGGGGAUUCACUGGAGUGGAUAUACAACUUGGCAGUUCGCCCCUGGGAUUACAUACAAGGACAGUGCUCGGCCAAUUAGACAAGAAAGACAGGGAAGGCAGCAUUUUGAACAAAACGAUAGACAACAUCGUCAUUGAAUUUGGGCAAGCUCAAUGCAGCGAUGUCCGCGAUCGUGUCUUUGGGCUGCUUGGCCUCGCAAAAAUGCAGGAGGAUGGUCGCGGCCUUAGGAUUAUGGCAAACUAUUCAGCGACGACAGUCAAUCUAUUUGUCCGACUGCUCAGUAACAUGCCAUAUACUCUGAGGCUGAAUCAUGCGCUAAGCAUCUUCAAUAUCCUAAAAUUGCACCAUGUCGAUGUUUGUGCAUGGGACAUCGGUAUUCCAGAAACAAUCUGUAACCUUGUUUUCGAAGUCGGGCUCACGCAUCUUGGACACAUCCGACAUGUGAGCGAGUCGCGUCCAUUGUUAUGUGAUUGGUGCAAAAUGUGGAACAAGAGGAAUAAGCACACGCCCUUUGAAUUGGGUGAGCACCUUCGGCAAGAACUCCGCGACAAAGCCAUUACUGAGUUCAUGGUGGGGGCGACACAAUCUAGUCUGGCCGCCCAUAACUGCGGCCCUCUGCUGUCCCUGGGGCCCUAUGACAGCUGCGUGACUGCAAAGAAGCUCAAUGAAGGGGACGAAAUGUUUCUAAUGGAGGGAACCAAUAUCGUGUUGAUUGAACACAAGCCAAACCCAGAAGAUGAGUCUCAUGAGCCUGUCACUCGGUUCACCCGAGGGGUACUCGCACACACUCAAAGGGAAGAGAGUAUCCUACAAGCAGCAAUGUUGCUUGAUAGCUGCUUACCGUCUUUACCUGCUCCAACGGAGGUCCGUUUACAGAAGGCACGCUUCGAGCGUCCCGCUUACCCAUUCGAAGUCAUUCAUGAGGAGCUCACCUUGCGGCAAAUUAUGUUCAUUCUGACACGGGCUGCACAACAUAGUAGCUAUUAUGAUUGA
This is a messenger RNA of Aspergillus oryzae RIB40, 1635 nucleotides long. RefSeq names its product HET domain-containing protein. The transcript has a single exon. The record is from RefSeq and is a predicted model, not a curated record. Bases 1 to 1635 code for a protein of 544 amino acids. NCBI's taxonomy places the organism in Eukaryota, Fungi, Ascomycota, Eurotiomycetes, Eurotiales, Aspergillaceae.